Amblyraja radiata (thorny skate) is the source of this 2094-nucleotide messenger RNA. It is a transcript of the gene me1, whose product is annotated as malic enzyme 1, NADP(+)-dependent, cytosolic. Bases 150 to 1916 code for a protein of 588 amino acids. The transcript is spliced from 14 exons. NCBI's taxonomy places the organism in Eukaryota, Metazoa, Chordata, Chondrichthyes, Rajiformes, Rajidae. The record is from RefSeq and is a predicted model, not a curated record. Gene Ontology annotation, molecular function: malate dehydrogenase (decarboxylating) (NADP+) activity; NAD binding. Gene Ontology annotation, biological process: pyruvate metabolic process; malate metabolic process. Gene Ontology annotation, cellular component: mitochondrion.
UCCUUGCCAAUGAGAUUGAGCAGCUAUAUAUAGAUACACAAGUGUCACUGUCGGUGCUGCAACAGGCCUUGGGACGUGAUUAGACCAUCGGCCGGUUCGGGUUUACUUGGCACUGACUGGUUUCAUUCUCCAGCGGGACCUUCAAGAGAAUGGCGAAUUGUGGAAUAGGAAUAGGAGAAGGAGCCCCCAACUGGGAACUGCAGAAGAUGAAGGACGAAUCCAAAUGUUUGGUGUACACCAGGAGAAGGGGCUAUGACAUAACCAGGAACCCGCACCUCAACAAGGGCAUGGCCUUUACUUUGGAGGAGAGGCUGCAAUUGGGCAUCCAUGGCUUAUUACCUCCAAGUGUUAUCAGCCAGGAUAUUCAGGUCCUACGAGUGCUGAGGAACUAUGAAAUGACGAAAGAUGACUUUGAACGGUACAUUUUUCUCAUGGCCCUUCAAGACCGAAAUGAAAAGCUUUUCUACAAAGUACUUCUAUCGGAUAUUGAGAGAUUCAUGCCAAUAGUUUACACACCUACUGUAGGCCUGGCUUGCCAACAAUAUGGACUUGCAUUUCGCAGACCAAGGGGUCUUUUUAUUACUAUCCAUGACCGAGGGCACAUUGCAACAAUACUGAAGUCCUGGCCUGAAACUAAUAUUCGGGCUAUUGUUGUCACAGAUGGGGAACGUAUUCUGGGUCUGGGUGAUCUUGGGAGUUAUGGAAUGGGCAUUCCAGUGGGCAAGCUGGCAUUGUACACAGCUUGUGUUGGUGUGAAUCCCCAGCAAUGCUUACCAGUCAUGCUAGACGUUGGCACAAAUAAUGAGGAAUUGCUGAAAGAUCCUCUCUACAUUGGAUUAAGACACAAAAGAAUGAGAGGCCAAGCAUAUGAUGAUCUUGUGGACGAGUUUAUGCAAGCUGUGACUGAGAGGUACGGUCAAAACUGUCUCAUCCAGUUUGAGGAUUUUGGUAACACCAAUGCAUUUCGGCUUCUGAACAAGUACCGCAACAAGUAUUGCACCUUCAACGAUGAUAUCCAGGGGACAGCUGCAGUGGCAGUGGCAGGCUUGCUGUCAGCUCUACGUAUCACCAAGAAUAAGCUGUCAGAUCACACAUUACUGUUUCAAGGAGCUGGAGAGGCCGCCCUAGGAAUAGCACAACUUUCCGUGUUGGCCAUGGAGAAAGAAGGGACGACUCGACAACAGGCUGCAUGUAAAAUCUGGUUGGUUGACUCCAAAGGCCUCAUUGUCAAGGGACGUGCCAACUUGACUGAGGAGAAGUUGCUGUUUGCUCACCCACACCCUGAGGUGAAGAACCUGGCUGAUGCAGUAAAGAUUCUCAAACCUACUGUGCUCAUAGGAGCUGCAGCAAUUGGAGGAGCAUUUACUGAGCAAAUCCUCAAAGACAUGGCAUGCUUCAAUAAGCAUCCGAUUAUAUUUGCUUUGAGCAAUCGAACCAGCAAAGCAGAAUGCACUGCUGAACAAUGCUACCACGUGACUGAGGGCCAAGCUAUAUUUGCCAGCGGAAGUCCAUUUAACCCAGUUACAAUGCCAAAUGGGCGUGUAAUAUAUCCAGGCCAGGGUAACAACACCUAUGUUUUUCCUGGAGUUGGACUUGGAGUGAUAGCCUGCGGCAUGCGACAUAUCGAUGAAGCGACUUUCCUUAUUGCAGCAGAGGCAUUAGCUGAGCAAGUUCUUGAGAAACAUUUGGCUGAAGGACGUUUAUAUCCCCCGCUUAGUAACAUCCAAGCUGUUUCCUCAACUAUGGCAGUGAAGGUUGCUGAGUAUGCUUUCAAAAAUGGAAUGGCUUCAGUGUUCCCAGAACCUGAAGACAAACGAUCCUUGAUCAAGGGUCUGAUUUACAGCACCGAUUAUGAUGAUUUUGUACUUGAUGCCUACACGUGGCCAGAGGAAGCCUCAAGGAUUCAAACAGUAUAAAAGCAUUGUAUGUAGCAUUACAGAGGGUCUAACAGUUUAAAUUACUAGGGAAAUAAAUCAGUAGGUUUAAUUUUCAAUUUUGCAGUUUGCUGUAGGUAUCUAGGUUUCAUUUUCUAAUAUAAAUAUAUCUUCUGCAACUAAAAAUAUUUUUCCUGUAAUAAAAUAACCCUUACAACUA